AUGUUCUGUUGUUGGCAAACUCCCGAGGCCGAAUGCCCUCUCGACCGCGAGCGCCAGUACCCUUGGGACCACCAUUACAGUCCAUACCGUAAAGACUACGCGAAACUGGCGCAUAACUUAUAUACGAAAUAUUUGGCCCGGCACAGUGGCUUCAGUCGGAAUACGGUGGUAUCCCCGUUGUGCGCUGAAAUAGCGCUGCUCAUGCUGCAUGCCGGCGCUGACGAUAAGGCAAAAAAGGAGAUUGCCGAAUUGUUGGGUGUGGAUCCGCUGGACCUCACGGAGAGACUGUGCUCUGACCAAUCCAAUCUGAAGAUGACAGAAGACGAGGACUGCGAUCCUGAUCACCCUUAUGGAAAAAAUGAAAACUUCCGUCUGUAUUUGGCCAACGCGAUACUGUUGUCGGAAGGUACUGACUGCGCCCAGGAGUUCGAGAAAUUAAAUAUUAACUCGGAUUUGCUGCCGCUGACGGUCACUACCGACAAGGAAAGCGUUACAGCGUUCAUACGCGAACACACACUGGGACAUGCCCACGACGUAGGACUGUCGCGUUGCGCACCGCAAUAUCCAACACUGAUCAGCACACUGCAUCUCCGCUCCAACUGGUACCGGCCCUUCAAGGGCGAGCGCACCUUUAAGAUGCAGUUUGUCACUCCCGACGGUCGUCGCGUGGAAGUCGACGCGAUACACGGGAUUCGCAAAAUCCCCUGCUGGGUACCCGAGGGGAUGGGCGGAGCCAAAUUCUUGCAAAUGCUUUUUGAAGAAGAUGGUAGUUGGAGCGCACUGUUCGUAAUGCCGGGAGCCGCGCGGCAGACGUGGCGCGGCCCGACAAAACCGCAGACAAUGAGCGAACUGAUUAAUCUUCUGACACCAGCGAGACUGGCUGGGGCUAUUCGGCAAAUGCUCUUCCACAAAGUCAACGAAGUGACGGUACAGAUACCGAAAUUUUUUGUGGAGCGGAAUGUGGAAAUGCAGGAUAUUUUGUGCGAAAUGGGAGUGCGGACGCCGCUGAAAUGCGGCUCUGAUCAACCGGGUUCCAACGUAAACAGUAUAAUGCAGCACAUUAGAUUCGGCAUAGAUGAACGCGGAGUAGGCAACGCGUUGCCCGAAAAAACUACUCGACCGAUCCUGGAUACCAUGGAAAUUUGCGCCGUUUGGCACGCCGAGUUCGUUGCCAAUAAUCCGUUCAUCUUCCUGGUUUAUCACCACUUCACCGGCCAUAUCGCCUACAUGGGACAUAUUGCCGAUCCGGCAGCCAUUUAG
Messenger RNA from Paramacrobiotus metropolitanus, 1260 nucleotides. RefSeq names its product serpin I2-like. Gene Ontology annotation, molecular function: serine-type endopeptidase inhibitor activity. The transcript has 3 exons. The record is from RefSeq and is a predicted model, not a curated record. The coding region runs from base 1 to 1260 and encodes 419 amino acids. Lineage: Eukaryota; Metazoa; Tardigrada; Eutardigrada; Parachela; Macrobiotidae.